AUGGCGAAGUGUGAGGCGCAAUGUCGAAAUAAAUACCGAUUUCGACUCCAAGCUAAGGUCAGAUUAGUCUUCUUUGUCCCGUUCGACCCCAAGCUAAGUCCUCCGAGUCAGCCCCCUGUAGAGUCUAACGAGGCACCCCGUCCUCGAGUCCGGAGAGACUUCCACCAAUACCCACCUACACCCUCCUCUAGAUCCCACCCAGAGACUCCUCCAUUCCUCACAGAUACCCCUCCGAUCCUCCCAGACCUCCCGGGCACUCCUCAAAACCCCGUAGCCGGCCAAACGCCCCCCUGUCCUCCCAGAAUCCAGUCCUCCAGACGCCCCUCCUGUCCUGUCCUCCCAGCAGCAGCCUCCGAGACGCCCCCUGUCCUCCCGUUCAACUCACCCCUCCUGUCCUCCCCCCGCCCAAUCACCCCUUCUGUCCUCUCAGACGCCCCUCCUGUCCUCCCAGACCACUCCCCGCAGCCCGCCUACGCCCUCCAGCCCCUGACCUCGAAGACACCCCUCCUGUCCUCUCAGAACCCCGUAGCCCGCCCAAACGCCCCUCCAUUACUCCUAGCACACCCUCCUGUCCUCCCAGACGCCCCACCAUGUCCUCCGCAGCCCGCCCAGACGCCCUCCAGCCCCUCGGACACCCCUCCUGUCCUCCGCAGACGGCCUCCUGUCCUACCAGACGCCCCUCCAGUCCUCCCAGACGCCCCUCCUGUCCUCCAGACGCCCCUCCUGUCCUCCCAGACACCCCUCCUGUCCUUCCCGUAG
This is a messenger RNA of Penaeus vannamei (Pacific white shrimp), 759 nucleotides long. NCBI's taxonomy places the organism in Eukaryota, Metazoa, Arthropoda, Malacostraca, Decapoda, Penaeidae. The record is from RefSeq and is a predicted model, not a curated record.